AUGAAAGUCAUCACCUGUGAGAUAGCUUGGCACAACAAGGAGCCAGUGUACAGCCUGGACUUCCAGCAUGGCACGGCCGGGAGGAUCCAGCGCCUGGCAUCUGCUGGCGUGGACACCGCUGUUAGGAUCUGGAAGGUGGAAAAAGGGCCAGAUGGGAAGGCCAUCGUGGAGUUUCUGUCCAAUUUAGCCCGCCACACCAAAGCUGUCAAUGUCGUGCGCUUUUCUCCAAAUGGUGACAUUUUAGCCUCCGGGGGCGAUGAUGCCGUCAUCCUGCUGUGGAAGGUGAAUGACAGCAAGGACAAGGAGUCCGACCAGUUGGCUUUCCAGGACGAGGAUGAUGCUGAGCUCAACAAGGAGAACUGGACUGUGGUCAAAACGCUGAGGGGCCACUUAGAGGAUGUCUAUGAUAUCUGCUGGGCUACAGAUGGCAACUUAAUGGCUUCGGCAUCUGUGGACAACACGGCCAUCGUCUGGGACAUCAGUAAAGGACAAAAGAUCUCUAUCUUCAAUGAACACAAAAGUUAUGUGCAAGGCGUGACCUGGGAUCCUCUGGGCCAGUACAUUGCCACCCUGAGCUGUGACAAGAUCCUGAGGAUAUAUAGCACUCAGAAGAAGCGUGUGGCUUUCAAUGUUUCCAAGAUGCUGUCUGGAAUAGGGACUGAAGGAGAGGCCCGCACGUUUCGCAUGUUCCAUGACGACAGCAUGAAGUCUUUCUUCCGCCGGCUCAGCUUCACACCUGAUGGCUCUUUACUGCUGGCACCAGCUGGCUGUGUGGAGUCUGGCGAGAACGUCACCAACACUACUUAUGUGUUCUCCCGGAAGAACCUCAGAAGGCCCAUCGCACAUCUCCCAUGUCCUGGGAAGGCCACACUGGCUGUUCGCUGCUGUCCUGUCUACUUCGAGCUGAGACAAGGACUCCAAACAGAUGGGCAGGUGGGAGAGCGAGCACCCGAGCUGGCGGCCUUGCCCUACCGCCUGGUGUUCGCUGUGGCCUCUGAAGACUCAGUGCUACUCUACGACACCCAGCAAUCCUACCCUUUUGGCUAUGUGUCCAACAUCCACUACCACACACUGAGCGACGUGUCCUGGUCCAGCGACGGGGCCUUCCUGGCCAUCUCCUCCACGGAUGGCUACUGCUCCUUCAUCACCUUUGAGAAGGACGAGCUGGGGAUCCCGCUGAAGGAGAAGCCAGUUCUGAGUGUGGGGACACCUGAGACAGCCAAGAAAGCCAAGAGCCAAACAUCCCAGGGAUCUUCACCAGGACCCAGGCUGGGAGAGGCAACUCCCACGGGCAGAAGCCAAGACGCCAGUGGACCCUGCACUACGCCCCCUCCAGCGAAACUGGCUCCAGCCCCUACAGUGCCCAAGGAUCCUCUCGCCACCACCCCUGGUGCCCAGAGCACUGCGCCAAUGCCCGCAGAGGAAAAGGCCCUGCGGCCCAGUGGUCAGCAGGUGAAAGGCCAGCCGCUGCGGAGGGUCACUCUAAACACGCUGCAGGCCUGGAGCAAGCCUACGCCCCGGAGAAUCAACUUAAUGCCUUUGAAGAUGGAGGCACCACUGAGCCCCGCACCAGCCAGCACUCCGGCUCCUCCUUCCACAGAGGCAGCGGACCCAGAGCCGCCCCCUGAUCCCCCCUCGGAGCUGCAGGAUGGUUCUCUGGAACAGAAACGACCCCGACUCGAGGAAUGUGGCACAGACAGCACAAGGCUGGACUCGUGA
Molecule: messenger RNA, 1719 nt
Organism: Suncus etruscus (white-toothed pygmy shrew)
Lineage: Eukaryota; Metazoa; Chordata; Mammalia; Eulipotyphla; Soricidae
Gene: CHAF1B
Product: chromatin assembly factor 1 subunit B
Exons: 13
Coding region: 1-1719 (572 amino acids)
Biological process (GO): nucleosome assembly; DNA replication-dependent chromatin assembly
Cellular component (GO): nucleus; CAF-1 complex
Molecular function (GO): protein binding
Source: RefSeq, a predicted model, not a curated record